AUACAGCGGCGAGGCGGAGUCUGUUCGGAGAAGCAGAGAAGUUUCUCCGUGUUACGUGUGUAGGUAAUUGGCGGAUUGGGGGGGACAACAAUGGACACCCAGAAGGACGUUCAACCCCCAAAGCAGCAGCCAAUGAUAUAUAUCUGUGGAGAAUGUCACACAGAAAAUGAAAUAAAAUCAAGGGAUCCAAUCCGUUGCAGAGAAUGUGGAUACAGAAUAAUGUACAAGAAAAGAACUAAAAGACUGGUGGUUUUUGAUGCUCGAUGAAAGAUGAAAUACAGAGGAAUGUCUUCAUUUGGAUUUGGAUUUGCUAUUAAUGUUGUCAUAUAGCUUUUGAUUAGUGUACUUUAUGAAUACAACUAUAUACACAUGAUUUCAUUUUAAAAACCAUAUUGUAUUUAGGUAUCUAUUAAUAGCUUAUAUAAAGAUAUUUUUGUUCAGUUA
Molecule: messenger RNA, 444 nt
Organism: Delphinapterus leucas (beluga whale)
Lineage: Eukaryota; Metazoa; Chordata; Mammalia; Artiodactyla; Monodontidae
Gene: POLR2K
Product: RNA polymerase II, I and III subunit K
Biological process (GO): DNA-templated transcription
Cellular component (GO): RNA polymerase I complex; RNA polymerase II, core complex; RNA polymerase III complex
Molecular function (GO): zinc ion binding; DNA binding
Source: RefSeq, a predicted model, not a curated record